CGGUUUACGAUACAUGGGCAAUGCCUGUCUUCUUUGUCGAUUUUAUAAACCAUUAAGGGAAACAUUACACAAUUAUACUGUUUUGGACUAUCUAUUAAGCUGCAGCGGGUUCGCUGUAAGUGAAGCCAAACAUGGAUAUCCCCAAUUCCCCCGAAGAUCAAGAACUGAAGAAUGUAAUAGACAAGCUGGCCCAGUUUGUCGCUCGUAAUGGGCCAGAGUUUGAGAAGAUGACAAUGGAGAAACAGAAGGACAACCCCAAGUUCUCCUUCCUCUUUGGGGGAGACUACUUCAGCUACUACAAGUGCAAGCUUGCAAUCGAGCAUCAGCAGCAUCCCUCUACCCACGAUGGGGAGGAAUAUACAUCUGAAGGUAUUUAUUUGGAACCAGAUGUGCCAGACAAAUUCAGAGUUCUAUUCGAGAUGUACCAAGGCUCCAAAGACGUGGUUGAUAUCCUUCCGCCACCAAUGGCAAUGAUUGCCCCGCUUCCGAAUCCUCCACCUGCUGCACCUUCAAUGGAGGACCUAAUCCAACAGAGCCAAUGGAAUCUGCAGCAGCAGGAGCAGCAUAUGCACACACUCAGACAGGAACAAGUGACUGCAGCCAUUGCUCUGGCUAUGGAGCAGCAGACCCAGAAACUGCUGCUUGAAACCCAGUUGGACAUCACAGAGUUUGAUAACCUGCUGCAGCCCAUCAUAGACACCUGCACCAAAGACGCCAUCUCUGGUGGUAAAAACUGGAUGUUCAACAACGCCAAGACUCCGCAGCACUGUGAACUGAUGACAUCACAUCUCCGCAACCGCAUCACUGCCGAUGGAGCGCAUUUUGAGCUCUGCCUGCAUCUCAUCUAUUUAACCAAUGACGUUCUCCAUCACUGCCAGCGGAAGCAGCAGAAGGAUUUGUUGGCAGCGCUGCAGAAAGUCGUGGUUCCCAUCUACUGCACCAGCUUUCUGGCUGUAGAGGAAGACAAGCAGCAGAAGAUCACCAGGGUAAACAUCAAGCACAUGGACAGCUUUGUGUCCAUUUUUAACAACUAAGAACCUUAACAGAUUGCAGGAGUUUUUAUUAU
Messenger RNA from Notothenia coriiceps (black rockcod), 1066 nucleotides. It is a transcript of the gene cherp, whose product is annotated as calcium homeostasis endoplasmic reticulum protein. Lineage: Eukaryota; Metazoa; Chordata; Actinopteri; Perciformes; Nototheniidae. Bases 132 to 1034 code for a protein of 300 amino acids. Gene Ontology annotation, biological process: RNA processing; intracellular calcium ion homeostasis. The transcript is spliced from 7 exons. Gene Ontology annotation, cellular component: perinuclear region of cytoplasm. The record is from RefSeq and is a predicted model, not a curated record. Gene Ontology annotation, molecular function: RNA binding.